AGAAGAAAUGAACCAUAACCAAAAAAAGUAAAAAUGUAAACAAACGCGAAUUGGAUUAAAAUAUAGGUUUAAUUAUCAUGAACACAUUAAAUAUCGAGUUAUUACCUCAACAAAGACCGCAUGCAAAUAUUUUAAGCAUUUUUGAACACGAAAAGGUCACCUCUCAUGGAUUUGUGCCUGUCAGUGCUCCAAUGGUGCGAUACAGCAAGCUGGAGUUUAGGCGGUUAAUUCGUCAGUAUGGUGUGAAACUUGCCUUUACCCCAAUGGUUAUUGCAGAUUCUUUUAUACAUAGCCAAAAGGCGCGCGAUAAUGAAUUCACAACAUGUUUAGAAGAUAUUCCAGUUAUAUCACAGUUUGCUGCACGCGAUGCCUAUGAGUUUUCUGUUGCUUCUCAACUGAUAUACCCAUAUGUUGAUGGCGUUGAUUUGAAUUGUGGCUGUCCACAGUCAUGGGCUAUAUCCAAAGGAUAUGGUUGCGGACUUUUACGACACCCAGAAUUAGUUCGUGAUAUUAUACAAACCACUAGACGUCUUUUACCACAAAGUUUUAGUAUAUCGGUAAAACUACGUUUACUUAAUGGAUUGCCGGAGGAAUCUAUUAGAUCUACAGUUGAAUUGGCAAGACAACUGGAAAAAUGUGGGGCUACAUUUUUGACAAUCCACGGCCGAACAAUGUGGCAAAAAACAUCAGAUCCGCUUAACAUUCCCGCUAUGGCUGAGGUAAAAAAAUCAGUUCAUAUUCCUCUUGUCGUCAAUGGGAAUAUACGUAGCUGGCAAGAUGCGCAAGAAUUGCAUGACCAAACAAAGGCUGAUGGUGUUAUGGCAGCGCGUGGAUUGCUUUCAAAUCCAGCACUAUUUGAUAAUAAUAUUGAAGAAAAAGAAACGCCAAUUGAAUGCGUGCAAAAAUGGUUAGAUAUCGCAACUCGCGCUGGUGAUAACAUACAUUUCCAAUGUUUUCAUCACCAUCUAACAUUUAUGUGGAGCAGCCACAUGAAACGUAAAUUGCGUUUGGAAUUUAACAAUUUUACUAAUAAGCAACAGGUGUUCGAUUUUUUUGAAGAGCGUUACAGUUUAAAGCCGCAAGAUACAACACAUAGCAAUCCCUUUGAUUACACCAAGUGUGUUUAUCCGCCAGUGACACAUAAUUCUACAACUAAUAAAAACAAUGUCGAAGAAUCAUUUGAAGGGCAGAUAUGGAAUGAAAACUCAAAUGGAAAAUACUUUAAUGAAUUUAAGGAGGAGUUGUCGGAGACGGAAACACGAUGCGACAACAAACAUGAGGACGUUGCUUUAGAAGGAAGCUUUUUCACGGAAUUAGACUGAUUACCAUUUAAUGCGUGAAUAUUCAGGAGAAUUGACUGUGUUAAAUUAAGAGAAAUACAGAAAACAAAUUUUAAUUUAAUAAAAAUAUACAAUAUUUUUUAUAUACGGAAAAUUUUUAAGAUUUUUAUAUUAUGAAUAUUGUAUAUUAAGUUGGUUUUUAACACCCAUGAAGAAAUAUCGGAGACCCUAUAAAAUAUAUAAUACAUAUAAAUGAGCAAAGUGUCGAGCUGACUCGAUUUGAUCAUAUCCGUCUGUCUGCAUAUAUGCAAACUACUCCCUGAAAUUUUUAACUAUCCUCUUGCCCCUAAGAAAGUGCUCAUUUCCCGGAAGCGCCGAUAUCGGAUUACUAAAGCAUAUACGUAGGUGCCAUGUAUCUUGUAUACACAACUUUUUCCGGAAUCUGGUAUAAAUAUUUAUCCAAGAUAACGGAAUAAUCGUUUAAGAUAUUGUCCAGAUUGGGACAUUAUAACAUUUAUGUAGCUACUUUACAAAACGACCGACCGAAACCAAGUUGUUACAUACAAACUUGUAAUUGUGAAGGGUAUUAUACUUUCGUUCCAACCGAAUUUACGGGUUUUCUUAUUUUGUACUGAAAAUGCAGUAUUCGACCUUCGAAUAAUAUAAUCAUUUUGCGUUUUUUUAUUGCAGUGAUAUAUUAGAUGUAUUAAUUAUUUUUUUUUUACAAUAUUGCAGUUUAAAAAUUGUUUUCGCAAGAAUUUAAAAUUGAAAGAAUGGAAAAUGUUAUAAACUGUCGCUGCCUAUAGCGCAGUAUACAGUAUGCAAGAUCAUACUAUUUGAAUGCAACCCUGCAGUUAUUGAUUGCAUACUUUUCGAAACGAAAGUAGAAAACUAUUUAUGGAAGAAUUCCGAAACGAACUAGAUAAAGAAAAUUCUUUAUAAAAUUCUAAGUUAAAGGCUGCAGUUAUUAUAUAUUUUUGAGCUUGUAGCAGAAAUUGUCGAUGAACAAACUUCUUGAAGUUGUAUUUCUAUCUCUGUUGGACUGAUUGCGUUGUUUUUGUAAGGCAGAAGAAAUCAAGUGUGUGAUAAAUACUGACAAAAAGGAAUGUAGAUAAAAAAUUGGG
This is a messenger RNA of Bactrocera dorsalis (oriental fruit fly), 2404 nucleotides long. RefSeq names its product tRNA-dihydrouridine(20a/20b) synthase [NAD(P)+]-like (gene Dus4). Gene Ontology annotation, molecular function: tRNA dihydrouridine synthase activity; flavin adenine dinucleotide binding. The coding region runs from base 78 to 1322 and encodes 414 amino acids. Lineage: Eukaryota; Metazoa; Arthropoda; Insecta; Diptera; Tephritidae. Gene Ontology annotation, biological process: tRNA processing. The record is from RefSeq and is a predicted model, not a curated record. The transcript has a single exon.